Messenger RNA from Chenopodium quinoa (quinoa), 1856 nucleotides. Its product is annotated as probable polygalacturonase At1g80170. Gene Ontology annotation, biological process: carbohydrate metabolic process. Gene Ontology annotation, molecular function: polygalacturonase activity. The transcript is spliced from 9 exons. NCBI's taxonomy places the organism in Eukaryota, Viridiplantae, Streptophyta, Magnoliopsida, Caryophyllales, Amaranthaceae. Bases 254 to 1588 code for a protein of 444 amino acids. The record is from RefSeq and is a predicted model, not a curated record.
UAGAAAAAAAAAAAAAAAAAGUUUCCACGUCAUUUGAUUUGUUGUCGGCUUCUUUCUGUGAAGGUCACUUAAAUCUUCCAAUCUUCUUCCUUCUUUUUUUUAAAAAAUAAAAUAAAAAAGCAACCCCACAAAAAAACACGAAUUCGGAAACAAACCCAAAAAAAUAAAAGUGACGUAUAACAUUAAUUAGCUUCGUUAAUUGUUAAGUAUAAUUUCCUGCUACAAUUUAUUUAAUUAAUUCCCAAUUUGGCAAAUGAAAUUUCCCAAUAAUUUUAGAAAUACUUGUACAUCGUUUGUUAUUAUAAUUGUGUUGUUGGAUUUGAGUCAUUUUACAAGUUCAGUGGAAAUUGAUUCUUUAAUUGAGCUCCCACAAUCUGGGUUUACAAGAAACAGGACACCCAGAAAAGAAGGGUUUGUUCUUCAUGUUACUGCAUAUGGUGCUGUUGGUGAUGGACUUCAUGAUGAUACUGAGGCCUUCAGAAAAGCAUGGAAAGUGGCAUGUUAUUCAUCUCAGCGAUCAACAGUAAUAAUUCCAGAGGGAUUUACUUAUUUGGUGCAGCCAAUGAAUUUUGCUAAGUGUCGAGCUGAGGUGACUCUAAGGAUACUUGGAGCAAUUAUUGCUCCUAAAGAUCCUGAAGUAUGGCUUGGUUUGAACCCUCGAAAAUGGCUUUAUUUUCAUGGUAUAAAGAAACUAACUCUAGAGGGUGGAGGGACUAUAAAUGGUAUGGGUGAGAUAUGGUGGGCUAGAUCCUGCAAGACCAAUAAGACAAUGCCUUGCCAUCAUGCUCCCACUGCUGUUAUUUUUCACAGGUGCAAGAAAUUAAAAAUUCGAAAUAUCAGUAUUGUUGACAGUCAACAAACGCAUCUGACCUUUACCAAUUGUCGUAGCGUUGUGGUUUCCAACGUCACACUAACAGCACCUGCUGAAAGCCCCAAUACUGAUGGAAUCCACAUUAGUGCCUCUUCUGAUGUGAAAGUCAUUGAUAGUAAUAUUAUAACGGGUGAUGAUUGUAUCUCUAUUGUGAGCAAUUCCUCAAAAGUUGUAAUCACAGGUCUUUUUUGUGGCCCAGGCCAUGGCAUAAGUAUUGGAAGCUUAGGAAAACAGCAUGAAUGGGCAGAGGUGGAUGAUGUUAUGGUUGAUGGGGCAUACCUAUCGAAUACUCAGAAUGGUGUAAGAAUUAAAACCUGGCAGGGAGGUGCUGGGUAUGUGACAAGGGUUACUUUCCGAAACGUGAGGAUGGAAAAUGUCGCUAAUCCGAUUAUAAUUGAUCAAUAUUAUUGUGAUUCUCCAAAGCCAUGUAAAAAUCAGACAUCAGCAGUACAUGUUGGUAAAAUAUCAUUUGUGGGCAUCAAAGGGACUUCAGCGUCAGAGGAAGCGAUAAGAUUUGCUUGCAGUGAUAGCAGUCCUUGCCAAGGGUUAUAUUUGAAGGACAUCCAGCUCAUAAGUUACACAGGAAUCACAACAGCAUUUUGCUGGCAAGCCCAAGGUUCGAGUUCUGGGUUUGUGUAUCCUUCCCCUUGCUUUCCAACCAGCAAAAGCAUGAUCAAGCAAAAACCAACUUUCAACGCCCUUCAUUAUUCAAGUUGAACAUGGAAAAUCAUCUUCUGUCAAAUAAUGAGAUUUGAUGAUAUGACACGGGGUGGCUACUUUUGCAAUGUCAUGAAUCAUGAGCUCUACUUAUCAUCGUAGACUGCUUAUCAUCGUCGCUUUUAAAAGUUUGUGGAUUGGUUUGUACUUAUCUUGUGUAAAAUAUAUGUAACCUGAACAUAGUAGCAGUCUACUCUGAAUAUAUGUACUGCAUGAAACAGAACAUUGAGAUGCAUUUUUGAAGGCUAUAUAUGGCUGCAAUUUGCAA